Molecule: messenger RNA, 714 nt
Organism: Malaya genurostris
Lineage: Eukaryota; Metazoa; Arthropoda; Insecta; Diptera; Culicidae
Exons: 2
Coding region: 1-714 (237 amino acids)
Biological process (GO): DNA integration
Molecular function (GO): nucleic acid binding
Source: RefSeq, a predicted model, not a curated record
AUGCUACGUAAAAAAGCUCUAACUCGCAGCUAUGUGUGCUGGUCCGGUGUGAAUUCGGAUAUCGUCAAUUUUGUCAAAGCAUGCCACCAGUGUGCUUCCGUAGCCAGAUCACCUCCGCAUGCUCCACCAGUAUCGUGGUCCAAGCCAAUCGCCCCGUGGCAGCGGGUUCAUAUCGACUACGCAAAAUCAAUCGAAGGUGAGCAUUAUUUGAUUGUGGUCGAUGCUUUCACCAAGUUGCCUGAGAUCAUUCAAACGAACCGUAUAUCGUCAGUGGCAACCAUCACCAUUCUUCGUAGUUUGUUUGCUAUAUUCGAUAUGCUAGUUACAAUAGUUAGCGACAACGGUUCUCAAUUUACAAGCGCCAAAUUCGAUUUCUGUAUCUCCAACGGAAUUGAUCAUAUUACAAUAGCACCGUAUCAUCCACAAUCAAACGGCCAAACGGAACAAUUUGUGGACACAUCUAAAAGAGUCGUGAAGAAAAUUCGAGAGGAGAGAGGAUCGAUACAACAUGCAUUGGAUAUUUUCUUGCUACCGUACCGAAGCACGCCCAACCGAGCCUUACCAGGCAAUAUUUUGCCAUCCGAGUGUCAACAUUUGAAAAUCCUAGACAACCUAGAUGUUUCAAUCGUAACGACUCAGUUUAUGCCACGCUACACAGUCGUAACGGAUGGAAGCGUGGCGUACCGAGAAAACUUGGCGCCCGGGGCAAAAUAA